Molecule: messenger RNA, 1095 nt
Organism: Vitis vinifera (wine grape)
Lineage: Eukaryota; Viridiplantae; Streptophyta; Magnoliopsida; Vitales; Vitaceae
Product: extradiol ring-cleavage dioxygenase
Exons: 3
Coding region: 120-920 (266 amino acids)
Molecular function (GO): zinc ion binding; oxidoreductase activity, acting on single donors with incorporation of molecular oxygen; ferrous iron binding
Source: RefSeq, a predicted model, not a curated record
CCUAUUGCAUCCACGAGGUGGGCAGAUGAUCAUAUUCCUUCCUAUAUGACAUCCUAAACAAAGGGCACCCCCCCUUGCUUCUUCAUCUCUCAAUCAAUUUUCCCAUCAACAUCCGCUUCAUGGACACCUUCUACAUAUCGCACGGAUCCCCCACCCUCUCCAUCGACGAAUCGCUGCCGGCCAGGCACUUUCUCAAGUCAUGGAGGGAGAAGGUUAUGGGGCAGCCACCCACUUCCAUUCUCGUGAUCUCUGGCCACUGGGAGACCCACGAACCCACCGUCAACGUCGUCCCCCGAAACGACACCAUCUAUGAUUUCUACGGCUUCCCCAAACCCAUGUACGAGUUCAAGUAUCCGGCUCCCGGGGCUCCAGAAUUGGCAAAGAGGGUGAAGGAAUUGCUCAUGGCAUCCGACUUCAAGUGUGUGAAUGAAGAUAAAGAACGGGGGCUUGAUCACGGGGCAUGGGUACCCCUCAUGCUUAUGUACCCAGAAGCGGAUAUCCCAGUGUGCCAGCUCUCCGUUCAGACAAACAGGGAUGGAAGUUAUCACUACAACAUGGGGAAGGCAUUGGCUCCACUCAGGGAGGAAGGCGUCCUCAUCUUUGGUUCUGGAAGUGCUACGCACAAUCUGAGGACCAUCAAUCGCAAUAGCGAUAGCAAAGCGGCGGUUGUGCCUUGGGCAUAUGAGUUCGAUACCUGGCUGAAAGAAGCUCUCCUUGAUGGAAGAUAUGAAGACGUGAAUUGCUACGAAGAGAAGGCACCGCACGCCAGAGAGGCUCACCCAUGGCCAGACCACUUCUAUCCUUUGCAUGUAGCCAUGGGUGCUGCUGGCAAAGAUGCAAAGGCCAAACUCAUCCACCAUAGCUGGAGCUUUGGUACUCUCUCUUAUGCCUCUUACCAGUUUACAACAGCAGCCAGCUGAAAUUUGCAUUAUCAAUCCAGGCUGAUUUUCAGUCCUUCCUUUGAGAAUAAGUGCCGACUCUGUUACUUAAUUCCAUGUUGAUGAAUCCCUACUUGUAUGAUUAAUAUAUUGUAAACCAUUAUAAGAUUGAUUUGUCAUUGUUAUAAGUUGGUAUUUGUACUUGAUGUUCAUUCAA